CUCCGAUCAAAUUUGUCUCAACGGCAAGCCCCUCCCACCUUAUGGAAGUGUAUUCUUGGGAUAUCGUACAAGCUACUAUCUUGUCCCAAGCUGAAGUAGCAGGCACGCCUAUACCGGAGUCACUUUUUGAAAGAAACAACUUUUUUUCACCCCAAGGCUUGGGAUGCAAUCUUACAUUCUUUGAAGUGUCCAGCAAAGGCGCAGAGAAGCUUGCGGAAUAUGUCUCUCAGGAAUAUCUUGGGACAAGCGGUGGACUGACGCUAUCUGGUAUACCGCCACAUGUCUAUACCGAUAUCACACCAUGCAACAUAUCAACAGCACAGCAAUUCACCAAAGCUGUACAGAAACUCAAGAAACGGAACAAAGCCAAUGACCGGUUGCGGGAUGCCAUUGCUAUGUGGAAGAAUGCAUCUGAUCUUGUCAACUCAAAACGAUAUGUUUUCAUCAGUUUUGAUAUCGAAGUAUACGAAAUGGAUCAUAAAAUUUUACUGGAACUAGGCUGGUCAAUGUUUGACUCUCAAACAAAUCGGUAUAUGGAUCAACAUUACAUCAACAGCACUUAUCGGCAUUUGAGCAAUGGCCGUUUUGUGGACGACCAAAAACUCAAAUUCAUGUUUGGCGUUUCAGUGUGGGCUUCGCUAGACCAGGCUCUGACGGAAUUUCGAAAAGAUUUGGAUUGGUGUGUGCGGCGAGAUGGCGGUUAUGUUCUGGUUGGCCAUGGAUUGGAGAAUGACUUUAAAUUUCUUGCCAUGCAAAAGUUCAAGUGGCCAGUUGCAGGCGGAAGAGGUAGUCAUAACGAUGUCAGUCGUAGUGCUGUUGUAGCUUCCUUGGAUACAGAAACAUUGUAUGGUGCCUACAGCAAUAGCCUACACAAUCCACCAUCUCUCGGCCGUUCCAUGGAUAAUCUCAAUCUUGAAUCAUGGUGCCUACACAAUGCAGGUAAUGAUAGCCAUUAUACCAUGGAGUUAUUUCUUCAUCUUUGCCAGAAAUACCCGUCCACAAACGCUCAGGCUAGUUAGCGACUGCGCCAAACUUAUCGCAAGAUGAUCACAGUCCCUAUCGUCACCAUUAGUCAUUUUUAUGCUUUCAGUUUUAUUUAUUGACAGCAAUGAAAUAUAUAUUCCAUGACAUGAUCUAUUAUUUGGGUGCGAGGGGUAACAUCUCCCGUACCAGAUAAAAAAACAAGAAACAACAGAUUUACAUCAUCAACCGUAACCAAAACAAAAAAAAAGGUGAAAG
Messenger RNA from Umbelopsis ramanniana AG, 1239 nucleotides. RefSeq lists its product as uncharacterized. The record is from RefSeq and is a predicted model, not a curated record. Gene Ontology annotation, cellular component: nucleus. Lineage: Eukaryota; Fungi; Mucoromycota; Umbelopsidomycetes; Umbelopsidales; Umbelopsidaceae. The coding region runs from base 42 to 1019 and encodes 325 amino acids. Gene Ontology annotation, molecular function: nucleic acid binding. The transcript has 4 exons.